UUUACAUUCUUGUGCGCGGCGAGGUGCGGGUGUUGUCAUGGAGCCGCCGAGCCCUCCCUCACUCUCUGCCACUUGCUUCCUAGCUCUAUAACACUAAGUAAGACACGCACUAACACUCUGAGAAAAAUCUAUAAUCACACUAAUAUCGGUAAUGAUGUAGUGUUGGUUGAUGUAUGAUGUUGACCUGAACAUCUAGAGAAUGAUGAUGACUCAAGAUGAGGAGGACCUGGAGGAGGAGUUACGGUGUCUGGACAUACGAGAGGACCAUGGAGCUGAGGACAGUGAUGUCACCCCAAUUAACACACCUCCCUGCACCCCACCAGUCCUCUAUGUCAAGAAGUAUCCACCAUUCAAGCCCUUUGAAGAGAGGCACAAAGAGACAGAGAGGCAUUCAAGACUGGAUGACUUUGACAGCAGGAGUGAGUCAUCACUCUCGUGGGGAGAUGAUGAGUUUGAGGGUGAAGCCACAAGACAAGUUGGAGCACUGUUUGAUCAGCUUGAUUCCCUGCUCUACAAAGAAGAAACUCCACUGUCUCCCAUACCAUACUCACUUGAAACAAGCAGUAGCUCUAACUCCCCAGUUUUUAUCAAGAACAUUGAUCAUCCUCUAAAAUCUGCAGGAAACUUUCAGGAAGUAAUCUCAAAAAAUGCUUUCCACAACCUUUCAAGACUGACUAGCACUAGUGACUCUGAGAGUUCUUUGACUGCAGAUCAAGUCAUUGAUGUAGAAGAUGUCAGUUCAGAGAUUUUUUAUGACAGUGGUAGAUUGGUCACCCAUAGUGGGCCAGCACCUCACCAACCUUCCCCAGAACUACAGGAGGAAUGCCUAGAUUGGGUGGAUCAGUUUCCUCACUUCAGGAUCAGAGGUUAUCAGCUUUCUUCUGAAAUGAUGAACAUCCUUGACCACUGUUUAGACACUGAAGCUGAAUCUCAAGAGAGUGAUUAUGAAGGUGAAGAAGAAACAAUUGCUCAAGAUGGUGAUUUCUAUCACUUGCUGCCCCUAGUAACCUGCAACAGUGCCAACCAGACCAAGGAAAGAGCCAAUCCAAAGAGGGAGGCCCCCAGUAGCAGAGUCUGUAGUGGAUCAAAUGACCCAGAAGUUUUGAAAGAGCAAGUCUUAAUAAUGCUAUUUGACAAACUAUGGUCAUCCAUGACAGGGAUUAUUGAGCCUCUUCUUCACCAGUAUGCAAAGUAUGUGAUAGAACAGUCUGUGCAAUACUCGUCUCUCUCAAGGGAGUCCAGCACUAAAGGAUCUAGAGUAGGGAAUCAGAUGUUUAAUAGAAAAGUGAGUGAAGAGUUAGUUAGGACAAAGCCAAAGUUUCCAGUGCCAUCAGAUGCCUUACACAGACCCAAUAGUGGAGCAUAUGGAAGGAACCACAGUGCAAACAGGCCUUUGAGCAGUAUGCGUCGGCCACUCAGUGCUGCCAACAGACUACAAAGUGGCUCUGUGCCAGAUGUUCACCAAGAGGAACUAGAAGACUUGUUACAGGUUUCUCCCAAGGUCUUGCAGAACCACGAGGACAGAGGGAGGAGCCGUACUUCCUCAGCCUCAACCACUAGAGGAUCUUCAGCACAGUCUUUCAAGUCACAAAUUUCCCUUCCUUCCUUGACAACCCCAAGGACGCCUGUACAUAGACCAGUGUCAUCAAAAACUGCCAACCAUCUCCUCACCCCCAUGAAAGUGGAGGCUCUCACCAGCGGGGUUGAACAGCGACCCGCAUCUACCUCAUCAUACCAUUCCCGUGCUAGAUUUCAAGAAAGACUGCAGCACAUCAGCCGGCAGGGAACAAUCCAGGAAACUCGGGGUGAUGAUCAGGAACUGGAGGUAGAGGAGGAAGCCAGUUCAGUGUGGUCACGACACAUAUCCUUUCUCCCACCCAUUUCUGAUAACAGCGACGCCACCUCAUGCAAGAGUAAUGUAGGCCCACAUGGAGGGAGGGCAGCUGUUCUAGCCAAAAGAAGGGAUUCAACUGAGGGAACUCUUUCUCUUGUUCAGGAUGUUCAGCCACAGUCCCCGGUCAUGACAGGGGAGAGCCCUCUGCUAGCUACCCUUAGUGUUAGAGGCAAGCCGCUGUUGGCAUCACAUCGCUCCCACAUACACUCCAGGCCUAGAAAGCACGUUUUAGCUUCAGGGAUGCAGCCAGUUGUUCCCUUCCUCUCAUGGGUAAUGGAACAUGUUGACAGUGGUGCUAAGUCGGUAAUGAAAAAACGAAACCUAGUGGCCAAGAAUGCUUUUGUCAAUGGGGAGAUUAAAAAUAAUUGUUGGAUGAGGAGUAAGCAGUUUAAAAGGUACUCCCAUCAUUGAGAGUGGGAGAAGCCAAAAACUAAUUCAUCCAUCCUAUAAAUAAAGAGGGAGAGAGAGAGAGCGAGAAAUGUAAGGUGCUUAGGAGGGUAGAGUGUGUAUACAAAUAUGAUAUUAUUAGUUUUUUAAAAGAAUGAAAUAUAUAAUUGUGAUCUCCAGCAUUGCAUAUGUGUGCUGCUGUUUGUAUGUAGCUUGAAAUGACUGUUUGUAAAGUAUGAAAGAUUUAAGUAUAUAUGCAUUGACUUAUGUAUGUGCAUAUGCAUAUUCAGGCAAAGGAACAUAUUUCUCAGAAAUUCAGAUGAAAAAUGAGGAUAGAGUUUUCCCACUUAAUGCACUAGAAAUACUUGACCUAUUUCUCUUCAUCUAACCAUACACAUAUUGGACUAUAUUGUCAGCAUUUCCACAUAAUCUCAUACUUUGAAUCUCUGCAAAACAAAGCAUGAUGGAUACUCUGGCAACGAUGCAGUUUGGAACUCCUGUGAAGUAGCAUCUGACUGAGACUGACACAGCACUUAGCUUGAUCAGCCUUAUGCUGCUGUCUGUGUAUGACUCUCAAGUUACCUGAGGGUGUGGUGAGGAAUGCAAGUGCCUAUUGCUGUAGUAACAAAGAAAGUACUGUGUCUGUUGGCUCUUAUUGCACUGUUCUGUAUCUCAGGGUCAUGUUUUGCUCCCAUGUGUGUGUAAUCUUUUUGUCCUCUUUUUCUCUUUUCUUAUUUUGUUAAUACUAUAGAUUUUCUUGAUUUCCUUCAAUAUUGUAGAUUACCGAGAAGAAUUUAUUUUCUCUUACAUAUAUAGUAUAUCCAAAACGACAAACUUAAAGUGAGAAACUACUAGUCUUAAAUACCUGUCUAAUGUAAUUGUUAAGCUGUACAGAAAUCAGAAUUGUUUUAAUAUUGAUUAUAUUAUUUCUUUUUAUUUUUAUAUUUGUUUUUGUUUUGUAUUUUUACUAUCAGUGUUAUUAUUGUUAUUUUAUUUCAGGCUUUGUAUAUGGAAUUUUUUAUUUAACUAAAGACUGUGAGCCAAUUGAACAAGCAUCAAAACAUGCAGCCACAUCAGCCCAAUAGAUACCUGUAUUCUCCAAUAAAGGAUAAUGAUGUGUAGUGGCAUAGGGUGAGUGUCGUCCAGCAGGGAUAGGAUGAGUUGUAUGUAGCCUCAGUAUGAACACACUUGCUGUGCACCAAGUGUUGCUCCAGUGUCUCCCGUCUGUUAACUUUCCUACGUGUUUCCCACAGAAAUUGUCUUUGUUGACAGUGACACUUCAUUACAGUAACUGACACGUGAAUGCAGUCUUGUACAAGUGCAGUGUGCAAAUGUUAGUGUUUAUUUAUUUAUUUAUUUUUUGUUCUACAACAUUUCUUCUGUUUUCCCAGAAUGAGGGAGAAGUUCUCAGAUUUAUGGAAUAUUUGUGGCCUUAUCAACACAAGCUUCCUGAGAAUCUUUGAUUUUAUACAUCAAAGAUUUACUGUAUUAUUAUUAUUCUGGUUGUUAUGUAUUAUUGUUAUUAUUAUUAUUAUUAUUAUUAUUAUUAUUUUACUUUUAUUAUUUUUACUAUUAUUGUUAUUACUUCUACCAUCAUCAUAACUCAUCAUUAUUUAAAUUCUUACAUGAACGUUAUCAAAAUAAAUUAUUGCAACAAUUUAUCACAAUAUCGAUAUCAGGAUGUGUUAUCCAAUCAUUAUUUUUCCUAAAGUUAUUUUACUUAGAUCAGUGCUGUUCAUACUGAAAAGACAGGAUGAACAUUAAAUCUGAUGCUUUUCAAUUUUCAUAAAUUUUCUAAGAUAGAGAUGAGAAUGUAGAUUUGGAUUUAUAAUAUCUUAUUUGAAAUAUGAAUGUUGUUAUUGCUAGUGUUGGAAUUCUGGGUAUAUUGAUUUUUGGAUUAUUAGUUAACAAGUAGUAAAUUCAUCCCCUGUUACCAGUUAUUGGUUAUCAACGAUAAAAUUGUCAUUAUCAAUUUAUCAGUUGUCAUGAUUUGUUUUUUUUCAUAAUGACACUCAGCAGUGUUUAUUAUGCAUUUUGAUUACAGUCGUUUUAACUUUGUAAUUAUCUGGUUAGUAUUUUAUUUGACCAAGACAGCUGUGCACUUCAUUAAUCCGUCCAGAGUUUUGUAAGUUAUAUGUGGUGUCCAGGAUAAAGAAUACAAAUGCAAUUGUAA
This is a messenger RNA of Portunus trituberculatus (swimming crab), 4454 nucleotides long. RefSeq lists its product as uncharacterized. Lineage: Eukaryota; Metazoa; Arthropoda; Malacostraca; Decapoda; Portunidae. The record is from RefSeq and is a predicted model, not a curated record.